This is a messenger RNA of Brassica napus (rape), 2865 nucleotides long. RefSeq lists its product as uncharacterized. The record is from RefSeq and is a predicted model, not a curated record. Gene Ontology annotation, biological process: DNA transposition. Lineage: Eukaryota; Viridiplantae; Streptophyta; Magnoliopsida; Brassicales; Brassicaceae. Bases 253 to 2655 code for a protein of 800 amino acids. The transcript has 5 exons. Gene Ontology annotation, molecular function: DNA binding; transposase activity; zinc ion binding.
UUUAAAAAAUAUCUCAAAUUAUCAUAAGACAUACGACAACGACAGAUGACGAACCCUUGUUUCUCAAAUUCUGGGGUUUUCAAGUUUCCAUUGUGAGAUUCGGGAGAUGGCAAAUUUCAUAGAGAUUUGGAGAGUUCUUUUCUGUUUUGUGUAUUCUGUUUCGAAAUUGAAAAGGAACGGUGAAGGAAUUGUGAGGCAAACUGAAGGAAAAAAAAAAAGGUGAAAGAGUUGUCUGUGAUUGGAGCUUUGAAGAUGAACAGGAGAAUUAAUGUUCGUUUACAUGUUGGAGGAUAUUGGGCAGAAGAUGGAACAUACAAUGGUGGUGAAACAAAAUGUUGCUGGAUUAAUUUUGAAGAACCCAGUUUCAGAAUGCUUGAAUGGAUGAUAUCAAGUGGUGGAUUUCCAGAGAAUAUGAGCAAGUUCUCUUAUUUCCCGUCAGGAAUAGACCAGAAUAGGAAGGAUGUUACUUGUGAUACAGAUGUGGUGGAAAUGGUAAAUGCCUUGAAUGAGAUAGAUUGCGUGAACAUCUAUGUUGUUAGAGCUGAUGAUCCUUAUUUGGAUGAUGUUCUCAUUGGAGGAGAUGAAGAAGAAGAGGAACCCAAGAGUGAUGAUGAAUGGAUUGAUUUUUACAGAGAUGAUUAUGUUGAGAGUGAAGACUCAGAUGAUGACGGGGGAGUAGUUGGAUUUCAUGUUGGCCAAGAAUUUAUUUCUCAAGCAAAGUGUAGAGAGACUGUGGAGAAGUAUGCAGUGAAAGAGAGGUUAAAUCUCCGUUUUCAGAGAUCUGAGAGGAAGAAAGUAGCAGUCGAAUGUGUAGGGGAAAACUGUGAAUGGAGGCUAUAUGCAUCGAUUAAUAGCAGGUCACCGAAUAUGGUUGUGAGAUCGUAUAGAGGAACUCAUACUUGCUACCCAACAGGAGUUGUUGAUAUGUACACUGCUCUAAAGAUUGCAGGUGAUUUCUUGAAUGAGUUUAGGACAAACCCAAACCUCAAAGCUGAUCAGAUAAUGCAGCGGUUGGCUCUGAAGGGUCUUCGCGUUCCUAAGACGAAGUGUCAGAGUGCAAGGCAGAUGAUGUUGCACAUAAUCAGUGAUGAAUAUGCUGAGCAGUUUACAAGGAUGUAUGACUACGUUGAAGAACUGAAGAAGACAAAUCCUGAUUCUACAGUCAUAUUAGGUACAAAAGAGAGGGUUUUUGAGAAGUUUUAUACUUGUUUCGAAGCUCAAAAAACAGGCUGGAAGAGUGCAUGUAGGCGUAUCAUUCACUUUGAUGGAACAUUUUUAAAAGGCCGCAUGAAAGGGCAAUUGCUUACUGCAGUGGGAAGAGAUGCAAAUAACUCAAUGUUUAUUAUUGCUUGGGCUCUUGUUCCUGUGGAAAACAAGGUGUAUUGGCAGUGGUUCAUGGAGUUAUUGCGAGAAGACUUAGAUUUAGAUCUUGGAAAUGGGUUGGCAUUAUCUUCGGACCAGCAAAAAGGUUUGAUUCAUGCCGUUAAAAAUGUGGUCCCUUAUGCAGAGCAUAGAAUGUGUGCGAGGCAUAUCUUUGCCAACUUGAAGAAAAGACAUGGCUCAAAUGAUCCUUUGCAUAAGUUGUUUUGGAAGUGUGCAAGAGCUUACAACAGAAAUGUAUUUGAUAGAAAUCUGGAGAAGAUGAAAGCUGUCAAAGUUGAUGCUUACGAGGAAUUAAAAAGGACUGUCAAUUCUAACUGGUCUAGGGUUUUUUUUAGUGACAUUACAAAGUCCCCAGCUGUUGAAAAAAAUAUAAGCGAGUCUUACAAUGCUAUCUUGAAAGAGGCUCGUCGAAAACCAGUUAUUGCAUUGCUUGAAGACAUUAGGAGGCAUGUUAUGUCAAGCAACAAUGUGAAGAUCAAGGAGAUGAAUAAUGCUAAAGGAUUGAUUACACCAAAAGCUUUAGCUAUCAUAGAGAAUCGCAAGAAGAGCUUGAAGUGGUGUCAUCCAUAUUCAAACGGCAAAGGCAUCUACGAGGUUGAUCAUGGAAGAAACAAGUAUGUUGUGAGAGUAAGAGACACUGUUUCAUGCACUUGUCGGGCUUAUGACAUAAGUGGCAUUCCUUGCUGCCACAUAAUGUCUCUAAUGUACGCUGAAUUUAAAGACACAAGACUGCCAGAGACUGUGGUAUCAGAUUGGUAUUCUGUUGAGAAGUGGAAGCUCUGUUACAGCUCGCUUAUUUUCCCCGUCAAUGGAAUGGAGUUAUGGGAUAAACAUUCUGAUGUAGUUGUCAUGCCUCCUCCCGAUAGAAUCAUGCCUGGCAGACCAAAAAAGAAUUACAGAAUCCGUGAUCCAAGUGAAAAAGACAGCCGUGAACCAAGUCAAACCCAAGAUGGAAUUUCCGAGCUAGAAGAAACACCUUCAGAGAAAAUUGUUGUGAGAUGUUCUAAUUGUGGAGCUUAUGGACAUAACAAAAGAACGUGCAAGGAAGCACCAAUCAAUCCGCCUAACCCACCAAAACCACCUCCAGAAUUUCCUUCCUUUCAUGCCGACAUUGUAAUGACUUGUGGUAAUUGUCGUCAAAGUGGACACAACAAACAAAAAUGUAAGCUACCCUCGGUGCCUAAGCCUCCUAAUAUGCGACAAGGAAGACCAUCCAAGAAACCAAAGGCAUCCACACCAUCCACUGAAGUUGACUCAACUAAAGACUCUUGAUGAAUUAGCUUAUUUUGAUGUUCUUAUUUAGGAUUAUCUCAGUUUAAGGUCUCGGAAAAAGGUCAUUAGAACCUUCUUUGGUGUUUCAAAUUAGAACUUCUUUGGUGUUUCAAGGUCAUAAGAACCUCCUUUUGUCUCGACACCAUGUUACUCUUCUUUUGGUUUUUUGUAAGUUUCAGGUUUAUGAAAAGAAUUUCAUGUUUCUGUGUA